This is a messenger RNA of Fusarium keratoplasticum, 1281 nucleotides long. RefSeq names its product Phosphoserine transaminase. The record is from RefSeq and is a predicted model, not a curated record. Bases 1 to 1281 code for a protein of 426 amino acids. Gene Ontology annotation, biological process: L-serine biosynthetic process. The transcript has 3 exons. Gene Ontology annotation, cellular component: cytoplasm. NCBI's taxonomy places the organism in Eukaryota, Fungi, Ascomycota, Sordariomycetes, Hypocreales, Nectriaceae. Gene Ontology annotation, molecular function: pyridoxal phosphate binding; O-phospho-L-serine:2-oxoglutarate transaminase activity.
AUGCCUUCCAGAUCUGAAAUUACCUACUUUGGUGCCGGGCCAGCGGCUUUACCCACUGACGUGCUUGAGACUGCCGCGCAGGCAUUGCUUGACUACAAUGGCACUGGCCUCGGAAUUUCUGAGCAUUCGCAUCGUUCUGAGUUAGCGGCCAACAUCCUCAACGAAGCCAAGGCGGAUCUUGCCUCCUAUCUCGACAUUCCUGAGGACUACGAGGUUCUCUUCAUGCAGGGUGGCGGUACCGGAGAGUUCUCCGCAACCAUGUACAACCUUGUUGGUGCGUGGGUGACCAAGAAGAAGGCCCAGAUCGUCGCCUCCCUCAACAAGCCCGAGGAUGACCCUCUUGUGGAGCAGGAGCUCCGAAAUGCCGUUGACAAGGAGCUCAAGGUUGAUUACAUCGUCACUGGCGGCUGGUCGCAGAAGGCUUCCGAGGAGGCCAAGCGACUUCUUGGUCCUGAGCAUGUCAACAUUGUUGCCGACGCCCGCAAGGUCAACGAUGGCAAGUAUGGCAAGAUCCCUGAUGAGAGCACCUGGAGCAUCUCCAAGGAUGCUGCUCUGGUCUACUACUGCGACAACGAGACUGUCGAUGGCGUUGAGUUCCCCGCCUUCCCCAAGUCUCUGACUCCUGGACCUGAUGGAAAUGGCCCUAUCGUGGUGGCCGACAUGUCGUCCAAUAUCCUCUCUCGACGAAUUCCUGUCAAGAACUACUCCGUCAUCUUCUUCGGAGCUCAGAAGAACCUCGGCUGCACUGGUGUCACUGUUGUGAUUAUCAAGAAGAGCCUCCUCCCUCCCCAGACUUCUCAGCCUCCUGCUCCUCUCCUCAGGAAACUUGGUCUUCCUAUUCCUCCCAUCAUCUUCCAGUACGAGACCAUUGCCAAGAACAACAGUCUCUACAACACCCUCAGCAUCUUUGAUGUCUACAUUGCUGGUCAGGUUCUUAAGAAGCUGCUCCGCACUUAUUCCAACAAGGUUGACGGCCAGGAGGCCGUGGCCGUCAAGAAGGCCGACCUCAUCUAUGCUGCUCUCGAGGCCCACCCCGACGUGUACAGAAUUGUCCCGGACAAGUCUGUCCGCUCAAGGAUGAACAUCUGCUUCCGCGUCACCAAGAACGGCGACACUGAUGCGACUGAGAAGACUUUCCUGAAGGAGGCCACCAGCCUGGGCCUGACUGGUCUCAAGGGUCACCGCAGCGUCGGCGGUAUUCGUGCCAGCAACUACAACUCGAUUCCCCUGGAGGGUGCUGAGAAGCUUGCCAAGUUUAUCGAGACUUUUGCUUCUUCUUGA